AUGGCAGAUGAUGCGGACAUGCGCAAUGAGCUGUCAGAUAUGCAGCAGCGUGCUGACCAGCUUGCCGAUGAGUCCCUGGAAAGCACCCGUCGUAUGCUGCAGCUGGUGGAAGAGAGCAAAGAUGCCGGCAUUAGGACUUUGGUCAUGUUGGAUGAACAAGGAGAACAACUGGAGCGCAUCGAGGAGGGAAUGGACCAAAUCAAUAAGGACAUGAAGGAUGCAGAAAAGAAUUUGAACGAUCUAGGGAAAUUCUGUGGUCUUUGCUCCUGUCCAUGUAACAAGAUGAAGAGCGGAGCCAGCAAGGCCUGGGGGAACAACCAGGAUGGGGUGGUGGCCAGCCAACCAGCCCGUGUGGUGGAUGAGCGUGAACAGAUGGCCAUUAGCGGAGGCUUCAUUCGCAGGGUAACAGAUGACGCUCGAGAAAAUGAGAUGGACGAGAAUCUGGAGCAGGUGGGCGGUAUCAUUGGAAACCUGCGUCACAUGGCCGUGGACAUGGGUAACGAGAUCGAUACCCAGAACCGCCAGAUCGACAGGAUCAUGGAGAAGGCUGAUUCCAACAAGACCAGGAUUGACGAGGCCAACCAGAGGGCCACAAAGAUGUUGGGCAGUGGCUAA
Messenger RNA from Nerophis lumbriciformis (worm pipefish), 615 nucleotides. The record is from RefSeq and is a predicted model, not a curated record. NCBI's taxonomy places the organism in Eukaryota, Metazoa, Chordata, Actinopteri, Syngnathiformes, Syngnathidae.